Lachancea sp. 'fantastica' is the source of this 597-nucleotide messenger RNA. The record is from the annotation of a GenBank genome assembly. NCBI's taxonomy places the organism in Eukaryota, Fungi, Ascomycota, Saccharomycetes, Saccharomycetales, Saccharomycetaceae.
AUGUCUAGGGCUAAAGAAAUUGAAGAGAAAAUGAGCUUGCAAGCUUCAUUGCAAGCUUUGUUCAAUAGUAACAAGCUGAAGGCCGCUGACUGGGUUCAAAAUGAAGUUGGCGGAGAGUGUAAUCGUGACUUGUCAUCGUCGAAAGCGGCCUUCUACAAAUUACCAGUCAUGGCGAUGGGAGCAGGUUUAAGUCUCGAGCAAGCUUUGGCCGAUGCAGGACCUUCGGAAGACGAUAUUGCCACCGUGGGCGAGUUCAUAGACAGUGACAAAAAAGUCUCAUCGCUGGCGAAAACGAAGAAACGUAAUCCUGCCCCAGGACAAGGUUCCAAUAGCGCUAAUUCCAUGCAUAGGAUUACCAAAGACGAUACGAGGGCAAUGAUAGCGCUGAAACGAAAGAUGAAAGGCUCGCAACGUCAUGAAAUACGCAAAAACUUGGAAGACAAGAAAAACGGGCAAUUUAAGGCCAAAGAAGGGGAAACUACGCUCGAUACUCCUGAUAGUGACAGUGACAGCGAAAGACGCGUCGAGAAGACUCAGAAGAAGUCAUUUGGCCUACUAUUCCAAGGUAAGCAGAAGAAGAACAAAAAACGGAAGUAA